CUACGCAUUCAUAGAUGCAGUGUAUCUGCUGUACCUCUGUCUCUCCAUCCAAUUAACUUGUCAGUUUCCUCUACUAUUCAUGCAUCUAUCCCUCCAUCUCUAGUCCUCCCCCACCCUGGCAAGUCCUCAAGACAUAUAGAGGAACAUUUUCAUUUCCCUGCCUGACUACCCUCCCCAUCCUUAGUUCAUUCAUAAAGACCUGCAGUCCCUCCUCCUGCCAGCACAACCAGGUCUUCUCACGCAUCCGGCUAGAUGCCAGCCUCCGCAAAGGGGGACAACCCCCUGCUAUAGUUGGGGAGGGGGGGCACUAUCCAUCCCCCCUCCAAACACACAGCGACCCCGAGCUGUACAUCCAUUCUUGGAAGGAGAUGCUGGGCAAAGCAAAUCCAUGGCUGGUGAUCUUCUCAGCCCUUCUGGCAACAGGAGCCAGCUGGGAAGCAGACCCCCUCUGCCCUGCCAGGUACAAACUCAACUGCCUACUCCGUCGACGUUUGGGAUGCGGACCUGAUGGGGCGCCUACCUGCGGUCCCUGUUUCCCCAAUUAUGAGGAAGAUUCUGGUGGUGACUGUGUGCCAAAGAAAGUUCCUAAGCAUGAAAGCAAAGCAAAGACCCAGAAGAGGCCAAAAGACUUGCCCGGUCUCAUCCGGUCUCUCCUGGCCAAGCAUGAGAAAGAGCUGCGACCACCAAGCAUAGAGCCCACUCUGUUUGAGAGCACUGAAGAGUUUGAACCAGCCAGCUCCCCUACUCCUUUCCCCACCUCUCUCCCUACGGAUGUCUCCUAUUCUGCAAGCACCAUCCCAGUUUCUUCUGAGUCUUAUGAAAGCACACCGGUCCCGGCCACCACACCCCCACGGAUAGUGAAAGUGGAUUUCAAGGAAAGGUCCCGUCCCCCAGUGACUAACCUGAACAAAGCUGUGACCCUGACUCUUGUGGUGAUGUGCACAGUGACCGGGGUGUCUGGACUUGUGGUAGCUGCCAUUUGCUGGUACAGGUUGCAGAAAGAGGUGCACUUGGCUCAGAAGAUUGCAUACACAGCCAAUCGGGGGAACCAGUAUCGGUACCAUCAGCCCAGUGCAUACAUGGACUCUAGACUAGCUCAGUCUUGCCAGGUUCACCACUAUCAACAUCAGAAGAAACUCCUCACCAGUGAAGAAGAACCACCCAAACCAGUAGAGCAGAUCUCAACAGAAUCAGAAAAUGAAAAUGGAGAUUACACUGUAUAUGAAUGUCCUGGACUGGCCCCGAGUGGAGAAAUGGAGAUCCACAACCCACUCUUCGACACCACAACCCUGCACCGAUGUCCUCCCUAAGCGCACACCCUCUCUUCUCUGUUUUCUCUCUUUCCUUCCCCCCAACUUCUUUCCUCACCCACAUCUCUACCUCCUAGAUUGAUGCAAGGAGGAUUUAGACCUACCCAUUGGGUGCUGUUUCUCUAUUUUGUUCCAGGGGAAUUAAUUUCCUGUCUACCUAUAUUACUUAAUCAUCCAUUGCCAUUGUAUCAUUCUGCCCUAAUCCUGUGGAAACUAAUUAAUUCAGAGGGAAAAGACGGCCAGUCAUAGAGUAGAUCUCCUUCAAAUCAACAUCUCAAGAUGCGAAGUAACAACCAUCUGUUUUAGAGACCUCUUUCCAAGCUUGCCUUCAGCCCAUUAAUUUUCCAUCUGAAAGCUUUUUCUCCUCCUUAGUCCAGCUAGAGAGGUCAAUGUGAGUAGAGCUGCCUUCUUCCUUCAUUGCAUAGUGAUUGUGGACGCAUAUGCGCAUGAGGAUCUGUAUUCCCCAUCCAGGACGGGCCAAGAUAUUCUUCUGCCUGAGGCAGUGGGGCAAAUGCUUUCCUCCAUCCCAACCCCAGGUAAAUGUGAAAGAAUGCCCAAGGAAGAUCUAAUCACAUAAUUCGGCACCUGCAGCAGACAGUUCAAUAAGCCCUUUCUUCUCCCCAACUCUUCCUGAAAGUUAAAAAAAAUUGUAAUGACAGCAUGUACAUUUUCUGUUCAUGGUGAUACUGUAGCCUCAGUCUUUCUAAUAGCAAGACCAUCUCCAUUAAAAUAUUAUUUGAGGUUAUA
This is a messenger RNA of Anolis sagrei ordinatus, 2057 nucleotides long. The record is from RefSeq and is a predicted model, not a curated record. Lineage: Eukaryota; Metazoa; Chordata; Lepidosauria; Squamata; Anolidae.